UCAAAUUUGGGAUGAAGAUUCCAAAUUUGAGAGCUAAAAGAGAUAAAAUUGGGUCCGCAUAAACAAAAUUCGUUUGGCUGAGCUGCUCCCCGUCGUUCGACGGCCAGAAAACAUGAAUUCCACCGUUUCCCUACUUCGCCCUUGCCUGCUCCCGCCACGCCACCACCGUUAUCUGCAUCUCGCUGCAGCAUCUCCGGACGGCUUUCCUCCGCCGCUGCUUUCGACUUUUCCUUCCAAGCAAUUUCGCUCCCAGCCUCCCGGUCCAAAGUUUCGCGCUCCGGUUCCACUCCACCGAACUGCUACCCUGGAGGCCGUUGAAACUGCUAAUAGUGUUUCGGACUUCGUGGAAGUUGGGUAUCUAUCCAGCGUCCACGGACUUCAUGGAGAGAUUUGUGUAGAGCCCACCACGGAUUUCCCUGAACUCCGAUUUUCUGAGCCCGGGAGAAGAUGGUUGAAGCAAUCUGUUAACGGUAAAGAAGUGAUUCAAGAAGUUGAGCUGCUUGAAGGGAGAGAAAACCCUGGGAAGAGGAGUUGGGUGCUUAGACUUGGAGGAUUUGAGACAGUUGAUGAGGCUAGGCAACUCAUUGGAUCGGCUUUGCUAGUCAGAGAAGAUGAUAGACCUGAGCUGGAGGAAGGGGAGUUUUAUACUCGUGACCUGGUUGGGAUGAGAGUAAUUCUCAAGGAUACAUCUAAAUGUGUGGGAACUGUUGUUGACGUUUUCAACAGUGGGGCAUGUGACCUUUUAAGAGUCAUGCUUUACUCAGCAACAGAUGCAAUUGAUGGAACUAAAACUCCGGUGAUUGAAGAAACUGGUGUCUCUGGCCCUCUUGUGUGGGUGCCAUUUGUUGAAGCAAUUGUUCCAGAUGUCGACAUGCACAAAAGAGAAAUAUGGAUCACACCCCCAAAAGGACUUCUCGAGUUGAAUGUACGCUCGGAUGUGAGGUCUAAGAAGGAAAGGCGCCAGCUUGAAUGGAAAGAAAGAAAAAGGCUCCAGCGACAGCUUAUAGCUGCGAAAAAAAAGUUAAUUGACCUAGAGCAAAAACAUGUAUUUGAUGGACUCAGAUAUGGAGAAAAGUCACAGAGGGGCUUUUUGGCAGAUGAAAUUGUUGCAGUAAAUUCCAAUCUCCUUCAGCAUGCGCUAAAGGAUGUUGGGAUGUCAUCUAACAGGUUGAGUACAACUGAAUUAGUAGGUGCAACAAGAGCCAAGAUAAAGAAUGGUUCUUUUAAGAUUUCCAAGGCUAAGCUUAGUACCAGCAUCAGUGUAAAUGAUUUGGGAGCCAAUUUGCGUUUUCAUGAAAAUGGAUGCCAUCUCUUGUCUGAAGGAAAAAUCGGAAUUGUCUUGGUUUUGAACCAUCAACUUGUUGACUCAAAAAGCAGUGCGACUGAAAAUCCACUGUAUACAUCACUUACCAAAACACUUUCCGAUGGCCAGAUAUUUGUAAAGAUGGAAGACCGUGGAUCUGUCCCUUUGGUUUUGGUUUGUCCAGAGCAAGAGAUCCAGUCUCUGAAAGUACUAUUUUCAAGCAACGACUCUUUUGGAUUCGACUGCAAUAAGGUUUGGUUUCUGGAGGAGGAGAAACUUCCUGUUGUUACUAGUACUGCAGACGAAAACAGCAGGAAUAAAAUCUUGAUGAAGUCUCCAUGGGAAAUGCUAAAGUCACCUGUAGGAACUGGAGGUGUUAUUCAGUUGCUUUCAUCGCACAACAUUUCCAACACCCUCAGUGAAAUGGGUGUCAAAUAUAUCGAGGUUUGCAGCACUACCAAAAUGCUUGGCGGCUGGAAUCCUCUGUUGCUGGGACUGGUUGAUUUACAGGGAGCAGAUGUUGGUUUCCAGAUCUCCCAAGAUUUGAGCCAUGUAGAAGAGAGUUUCGACUUGAUCUUUUCUGUGGACUUCGUCAAGUCAUUGGCGAAACAGAUGGAUAAACUCCAUUUCGAGGCGAUCCUGACGGCAAAUUCGCACGUACAGCUGGUUGAGAAAGAGUGGGUAGAUAUUGUGCCGUCGUCUCCAAACUCGUAUGAACUCCAAUGUUCGAUUUACAGUUGCAUAAAUGCCUGUCCCCUGGACAAAGUCUGUAUCAUGGAAAUAGUAGAAUAGUUUCUCCGGAAAAAUUCCUGUUUCGGUUCGAAGGAAAUUUGGAAUACAUAGAAUAGCCACCUAAUUUCUAUGCUUUUUACUCGGUGAGCGUUUCAGAGUCUGGAAUGACUUUAGCUAACAUGGUUAUAGCCAUUUAUUAGUGGUGUGAACUGUGGACAUCGGAUCUUACGAGGAUUUUUGUACAACAUGUAAUAAGAAAAAGAAUUUACAUGGUGUAAGUUAAAACAGUUAUUAAUGGUCGGUAGGGGUGCAAAUGAGUCGAGUUGAGUCGAGUUACCCUAGGUUGAGUUUGGC
This is a messenger RNA of Linum tenue, 2389 nucleotides long. The record is from the annotation of a GenBank genome assembly. NCBI's taxonomy places the organism in Eukaryota, Viridiplantae, Streptophyta, Magnoliopsida, Malpighiales, Linaceae.